AUGUCAGAGUUCAUUGAGGGCCCUGUUACUCCACCUAUUGAGGCAGUCGAACUCAAGAAGUUCAAAUCUCGGAAAUCGUUAGUCAUGACCUGGUUGUUUAACUCUAUGAGAGCUGAUAUUCGCCAUACCUUUUUACUGCUUGAUACUCCACAUCAGAUUUGGACUACUGCAGCCCAGACCUAUUCUCAGCAAGGUAAUGAUGCACAGUGUUUUGAGUUGAGGAAGAGACUCCGUACAUUAGAGCAAAAUCAUCGUUCUGUUGCUGUGUAUUUUGCUGAUUUGAGUGGCACUUGGGGAGAAUUUGAUUAUUAUCAGGGCUUUCAGGCUCUUGAUCCGAUUAGAGUACAGGUGUUGGGUCGUAUUCCGUUUCCAUCCUUGGGAGAGGCCUAUUCUAUUGUUCAACAAGAGGAGAGUCGGAGGGGUGCUAUGUUGCAGCUUCCUACUUCUGAUCGUUCGGCCCUAAUUGCUACUCCUCAGGGUCAUUUUGGUUCUGUUAGUGGGCCUAUUCUCCAGGGUGGCAAGUCCCAAUCUGGUACUAUCAUCGGGCCUCCUGAUCGUGCGUCACUCCAGUGUGAUUAUUGCCACAACACUGGUCAUAUCAGGGAUUUUUGUUGGAAGCUACAUGGCAAACCCUCUCGUGGGCGUGGGGAUGGACGCGGUGGCCAUGGUCGUGAUCCAGUGCGUUCUCGGGCCCAGGCCCAUGUUUCGGAGUCUACAGUUGGCACAUUGCCUGAUUCUGGGUUCAGUACUGGAAUUCAGGCGUCAUCUGAUCAUGUUGGUGGUUUCUCUCAAGGGGAGAUACAAACUCUCAAGCGCCUUAUGGCUCAGGUUGAUUCUCCAUCUACUAUAGCUUCCUCUUCUACAGCAGCUCCUACUUCAUCCUAUUUUGCUCACAUAGGUAUCCCGAUUAAUGCAUUUACUGCCUCUUCUGCUAUCCCUUGGAUUAUUGAUUCUGGUGCCUCAGAUCAUAUGACUGGGUGUUCCUCUGUAUUUGAUUCUUACUCUACUUGUUCUGGUAAGGAUAAGGUCCGAAUAGCAGAUGGGUCAUUCUCUGCUAUCUCAGGGAAGGGUUCCAUUCGCUACUCUCCCUCUAUUUCUCUCUCUUCCGUUUUACAUAUUCCCAACUUUGCCACUAAUCUUAUGUCUGAACUGGACACGGGGAAGGUGAUUGGCAGUGGUAAAUCACAUGGUGGCCUCUAUUUUUUGGAGUCUGCACCUCGUUCACCCAUGUCAUGUGGUCUUGCUCUACAGGCAGAUACGAGUCCAGCUCUUACUAUGUUACAUCAGUGGCAUCUACUCAUGUCACCACUCUCCCACCGCGGGUGUUUGGUUGUGUGUGUUUUGUUCAUGCCCCUCAUCCCUCUGGGGGCAAGUUAG
Messenger RNA from Rhododendron vialii, 1377 nucleotides. RefSeq lists its product as uncharacterized. The transcript is spliced from 4 exons. The record is from RefSeq and is a predicted model, not a curated record. Lineage: Eukaryota; Viridiplantae; Streptophyta; Magnoliopsida; Ericales; Ericaceae. The coding region runs from base 1 to 1377 and encodes 458 amino acids.